AUGGAAAAGCAGGGCACGCAGCAGCAGCAGUUCCCCACGAGGCACGUGAUGCCCAAGGAAGAGACCCAGGCCGCCCAGUUCGUGAGCGAGCACCCCGAGUACGACGGCCGCGGUGUCGUCGUCGCCAUUUUCGACUCGGGCGUCGAUCCCGGCGCCGAUGGUCUUCGCAUCACGAGCGAUGGCAAGGUCAAGGUGAUCGACUGCGUGGAUGCCACCGGCAGCGGCGACAUCGACACGUCGACCGUGGUCGAGGCCUCGGCCGCCGGCACCCUGCAGGGCCUCUCCGGGCGUACGCUCAAGCUGGGCGACGCCAUCGUGAACCCCUCAGGCAAGUACAAUGUGGGUAUCAUCCGGGCGUACGAACUCUUCCCCAAGCCCCUCGUCUCCAGGCUGAAGGAGGAGCGCAAGAAGAAGUUUGAUGAAGUGCAGCGCACCGAGCUGGCCCGCAUCAAGGCCCAGAUCGACGCCACCACCGACGACAAGGCCAAGAAGGAGCUGGAGGUUGCAGUGGAGCAGCUGAAGGAGCUGCAGGGCCAGUACGACGAUGCUGGUCCGGUCUACGACGCGGUGGUGUACCACGACGGCGCGGUGUGGCGCAGCGUGAUCGACCUCGAGGAGACGGGCGACUUGGCCGCGGCCGGCGUGGUGGCCUUCACCGACUACCGCCGCGAGCACCAGCUCGGCACCUUCGGCCACAACUCGAUGCUCAACUUCGCCGUCAACAUCUACGAAGAGGGCAGGGUCCUCUCCAUCGUCACCUCUGGUUCGCAUGGCACGCAUGUGGCCGGUAUCGUGGGAGCCAACUAUCCCGAGACUCCCGAGCUCAACGGCAUGGCGCCCGGUGUGCAAAUCGUGUCCGUCAAGAUUGGAGACACGCGUCUCGGCACCAUGGAGACCGGCACCGGUCUGGUGCGUGCGGCGAUCCACGCCAUCAGGAGCAAGGUCGACCUGAUCAACAUGAGCUACGGCGAGGCCGUCACCCUCCCCAACCAGGGCCGCUUCAUCCAACUCGCCAAGGAUCUGGUGAACAAGUACAACAUCACGUUCGUGAGCAGCGCAGGCAACAACGGGCCGGCCCUGUCCACCGUCGGCGCACCCGGCGGCACCACAAGCGGGCUGAUCGGGGUGGGCGCCUACGUCAGCGGACCCAUGAUGGACGCCUGCUACUCCAUGCGGGAGGAGCUGCCGGAGACGCAAUACACGUGGUCGUCGCGUGGACCGACGCCCGACGGCCACCAGGGCCUCAUGAACGGCACCUCCAUGUCCUCCCCCAACUGCUGCGGCGGCAUCGCCCUCCUCAUCAGCGCCCUUAAGGUCGAGAGCCCCUGCCACCUUAAACUCGCACAAGGGGUCAAGUACACGCCGCACACGAUCAAGCGGGCUAUCGAGAACUCGGCCCGGCGGGUGCCCGCCAUCGAGUCGUUCGCCCUCGGCAACGGCCUGCUGCAGGUCAACGAGGCCUACCACCACCUCAUCAAGUACGGCGCCGCCUACGCCGACCCGGCCGUCCGGUUCGACGUCGACCUGCCCCUCCACCACCACGGCGCCCGCGGCGUCUACCUCCGGGACUGGGAGGAGACGAACAGGGUGCUGGAGGCCACGGUGCGGGUGACCCCCGUGUUCCACGAUGACGUGGCGAGCAAGGAGAGGAUCGAGUUCGAGCGGCGCUACGCGUUGGUCGUCUCCCACCCGCAGUGGAUUGAGGCCCCCAAGCACCUCAUCCUCUCCAACGGAGAGCGUUCGUUUGCAAUCAAGGUCGACCCGACGGUGCUGGAGGCGGGGAGCCACCACUACGGAGAGAUCGUGGCCAUCGACGUGAGCCAGCCCGAGGCCGGCCCCGUGUUCAAGGUGCCCGUCACCGUCAUUCGCCCCCUCCGCAUCGAGCGCGGCCCAGACGAGAGCAACCCGGUGCACAGUUUGGAGUUCAAUGGCCUGACGUUCCGUUCCGGCGGAAUCGAGCGUCGCUUUGUGUCGGUGCCCCACGGCGCCAGCCACGCCGUCAUCACCAUCCGGGGUGUGAAGGUGGCGCCGAGGAAGCGGUUCGUGCUGCACACGCUCCAGCUCACGCCCCACCGCAGCUACGCCCAGGGCGAACACGAAAAGUAUAUUUGGAUGGAGAGCAACGCGGAGGAGGCGGUUCCGAUCAAGGUCAAGGACGGGGUCACCAUCGAGCUGUGCCUCGCCCAAUACUGGAACGGCAUCGGCGACGCUCUCGUCGACAUGAAGGUGGAGUUCCACGGGUUGAAGGUGACCACGACCGACGUGGGCCUGUACGGGAGUCACCUGGUCAAGCGCGUCGACGUCAGCUCCCUGCUCCGCAAGGAGGACCUCCUCCCCAAGCGCCCGGUCACGCCGACCACGUACGCCAUCCGCUCGCUGCCCGACGACCGCGACCGCCUCCCCGAAGGCAAGCAGAUCUACGAAAUGGUGCUGACGUACGGGUUCAAGCUGAGCGAGGCGGGCGAUGUGACCCCGCGCUUCCCCGUCCUCUCCACCCUCCUCUACGAGUCGCCCUACGAGGCCCAGUUCUGGAUGAUCUUCAACGCCAAUAAGCGGCUGGUGGGCUUCGGCGACUUCCGCCCGUCCGCCCAGAAGCUCGCCAAGGGGAGCUACACGUUGCGGUUCCAGAUCAGACACGACCAGGUGGAGAUGCUGGAGAAGCUCAAGGACACGGAGGUGCUGCUGGAGAAGAAGAUCGCCAAGCCCCUCAACCUGCCCAUCUUCUCCAACAUCAGCGACGCCCUCGUGAACGGGUCUAAGUUCGCGUCGGCGGGCAAGAAGAUGAAGUGCGGGCGGGAGCAGGUGUUUUUCAUCGGCCGCACCGACACCAAGUCCCUCCCCAAGGACACCUCCGCCGGCGACCUCCUUCUCGGUACGCUGCAGGUGUACAAGAAGCUGUUCGCGGAUAAGAACAAGAAGCUGGCCGGGCUGCCGUUCGCCUAUGUGGUGCAGCCGACGUCGAGCUGCUCUUCGGCUUCCGCCGCCUCGUCGAACUCCAAUGGCUCCAAUGGAGGCGAUGGCAAGGAAAAGGAGAAGGAGAAGGAGAAGGAGCAGACGCCGGAGGAGAAGCUCGAGGCGUUCAUCUUCGAGAAGAAGGUCGAGUACGCCGACAAGCUCCUCAAGGACAAGAAGGUCCAGGAAUUCGACGACCUCUCCCGAGCGCUGGUGUCGGCCAAGCCCGACCACCUGCCGCUGCUGGUGCUCAACCUGAAGCGCGCCGUCAGCGGAAAGAAUGUGACGGAGAUUGCUGCAGCGGCCGACGCGGUGGUCGCCAACAUCGACACCACCAGCCUCGCCCUCCACCUCGCCGCCACCAAGCUCGGGACGAAGCCCGAGGGGAGCGAAGCGCAGGCGGCGGCCAAGGCCACCAAGGAGAAGGAGAAGCAGCUCGACGCCCUCCUUUCGGCCCUCACCGAGAAGACCCUGGCCGUGGCCACCGCCGCCCUUGCUACCGAAGACGCGGGCGGGAAGGCGGCGCUGUUGGCGGAGGCCGAUGCGACGCUCGAGCAGCUGAAGAAGUGGGCCAACGUCACCGGCGAUUCGAAGUAUUACCACCUCCUCGCCGCGCUCCACCGCGCUCGCGGUCAACUCGCCACCGCUCUCAAGUAUGUGAGCAAGCAGUACAAGGAGCUGGCGGAUGGUGGGCAGCUGGGCGAGCAGGAGCGCGGGCUGUACGAGCAGCGGGUGGAGCUGGUCCGCCAGCUCGGCUGGGCGCACUGGGAGUCGCACCUGCGCGCGGCCAAGCACGCCCUCUACCCCGCCAAGUACUCCCUCUUCUGA
Messenger RNA from Acanthamoeba castellanii str. Neff, 3780 nucleotides. Its product is annotated as peptidase, S8/S53 subfamily protein. Gene Ontology annotation, molecular function: tripeptidyl-peptidase activity; serine-type endopeptidase activity. Gene Ontology annotation, cellular component: cytosol. The record is from RefSeq and is a predicted model, not a curated record. NCBI's taxonomy places the organism in Eukaryota, Discosea, Longamoebia, Acanthamoebidae. The coding region runs from base 1 to 3780 and encodes 1259 amino acids. The transcript is spliced from 31 exons. Gene Ontology annotation, biological process: proteolysis.